This is a messenger RNA of Perognathus longimembris pacificus (Pacific pocket mouse), 1397 nucleotides long. RefSeq names its product iroquois homeobox 6 (gene Irx6). Lineage: Eukaryota; Metazoa; Chordata; Mammalia; Rodentia; Heteromyidae. Gene Ontology annotation, cellular component: nucleus. Gene Ontology annotation, biological process: cell development; neuron differentiation; regulation of transcription by RNA polymerase II. The record is from RefSeq and is a predicted model, not a curated record. Bases 1 to 1350 code for a protein of 449 amino acids. Gene Ontology annotation, molecular function: DNA-binding transcription factor activity, RNA polymerase II-specific; RNA polymerase II cis-regulatory region sequence-specific DNA binding. The transcript has 6 exons.
AUGUCCUUCCCACACUUUGGACACCCUUAUGGAGGCGCGUCCCAGUUUCUGGUGUCCGCAAGUUCCAGCGCUACUUGCUGUGAAUCGGCCUCUCGCUCGGCCUCUGACGUGACCUCAGGCUCCAGUCCAACAUCUGCUCUUUGCUGCGCCCCCUACGACAGUCGGCUGCUAGGCAGUGCCCGGCCUGAGCUGGGUGCCGCCUUGGGCAUCUACGGAGCCCCGUACACAGCUGCCACGGCAGCCCAGAGCUACUCUGGGUACCUGCCCUAUGGCCCAGAGCCCACUCCACUGUACGGGGCCCUGAAUCCACAGUAUGAAUUUAAGGAGGCAGCAGGGAGUUUUACACCCAGCUUGGCCCAACCAGGAGCCUAUUAUCCUUAUGAGCCAACACUGGGGCAGUACCAGUAUGACCGGUAUGGUGGGGUAGAGUUGAGCGGCGCAGGACGCCGAAAGAACGCUACCCGGGAGACCACCAGCACCCUCAAGGCCUGGCUCAACGAGCACCGAAAGAACCCCUACCCCACCAAGGGCGAGAAGAUCAUGCUGGCCAUCAUCACCAAGAUGACCCUCACCCAGGUGUCCACCUGGUUCGCCAACGCACGCCGGCGCCUCAAGAAGGAGAACAAGAUGACGUGGGCGCCCAAGAACAAAGGUGGAGAGGAGAGGAAGUCAGAGGGCCCAGGGGAAGACGCACUGGACUGCCUCAAUGGUGACACCAAAGACGCUGCUGUUAGUCACGAGGCCCAGGGGCUUCGACUGAGUGAUCUGGAAGACUUGGAGGAAGAGGAAGAAGAGGAAGAAGCCGAAGAAGAGGAGGCAGCGGCCACAGCUGCGGACCGACUGGCCGACUUCCAGAAAGGCGCACCGCCUCUGCCCGCCGCGCCCUGCGCCGCGGCUGCUCGGCAGAGCCGGUUAGAGAGCCGGGAGUGCGGCCUGACAGCGCCCCGCUUCCGCUUCAGCGAACCCCCCGGGUCGGAAGACGCUGACUUCCUAGCAGCGUCGGAGCCUGGGGGCCCCACGAUGCUCACGCGCUAUCCUAGUGGCGAGAAACCGCGCAUCUGGUCUUUGGCGCACACCGCGGCAGCCACGGCGGUGGAAGGCGUACCCUCAACCCGGCUCAGGGUACGAAGUCCGGAGGGUCAUUCGAUUCGGGGACAACCUCCAGGCUCUGCCAGGCGCCCCGUGUUUUCCAGAGACUCCGCAUGCGAAGAAUCGGCCCUCGUAGCCAAAGCCUUUGGGAACUCCACGUUUGCGCUUGCGGGGCUGCCAAUGAACUGUGCCCCGUCGUGCCCAAGGCGUAGAGAACCUGCAGUGCCGUGCCAGUACCCCUCUGGAGCGGAAGCAGGUUAGCGCAAUGGCUGUGAUUUGCAGAAGAACCUUGGAAAUGGGCCCUUUUC